AGUACGAAUACAGUUUUAAAAAAAAUGAAAAUAGUACGUAGAGACAAGGAUAUUAACACAAAUUUAUAACCUCAGUGAUAAUUAAAGCAAGUGAAUGACGCAGGUUAUAUGGUUUAUGAAAAAAAAAAAAGUAGUUGGUUAGCAUAAAAAAUGUGUCCUGCAUUGUUGGAAAACGAAGAAAGAUGUUUUGGUGGGAUGACUUUCUUUGCCCAAAGCCAUCCAGCUGAGCUUUGCGGCAGUAACGGACUACCAUUGACUCCAAAUUCAAUAACAAUAUUAGGAAAAGCUCAGUUCCUCAAGACAAUCAAUCAUCCGAAUUUAUCCCAAUACUUGGAUAUUAUUCGCAGUAAACAUGAGCGUACAAUAGUUGUUGCCGAGUACAGAGGUGAGCCACUUUCCUCAAAACAGCACCUAUCUGUCAAUGAAACCAUCAAAAUAGCUUAUCAGUGUUUGGUGGGAUUGAAGUAUAUGAAUGAACUUGGACUGGUACAUAGUCAUCUCAGUCCAGACAAUGUCCUUGUAAAUAAGAAUGGAGAUGUUCAGCUUUACAACUUUGGAUUUUACUAUAUGACUGAUCAUGGAAAAAAUGUUUCGUUUCCUAUAGGCUAUCCAAAAUAUACUGCUCCAGAAGUUUUUCUCGGGAACUGCACAAAAAGCGUCAAAGUAGAUUCGUGGUCCUUGGGAAUCAUUAUCGCGGAAAGAUUACUCGGACGCACUCUUUGGCCAGGUGUUAAAUUGUCUCAAUGCUUGAGAAAGAUUUUAAGUUUGAUUCAUACUGAGAACAGCGUGUUUGAACGGCUGUCUCGCGAAAACAAUUGUUUCAACGUUUAUGAGGAACUUCCUGAAAAUGUAAAAGAGUUUGUCAACGCGUGCUUGCAAAUUCGUUCAUCGUUGCGCAAAACACCAGAAGAACUGUUAAAUUUGCCAAUUUUCGAAGAUUUCUUGAAAAAAGAUGCCAAAGAGAUAGAGGGUAGCGUAUAUGAAAACAUAAUCAACCGAAAAAUGGACGAACUUUAUUACUUGUGGCAAUUAGCAGGAGGAGAUAUUUCGAUAGAGUUAAAAAAGCAGGGUCUCAUUCGUUCCAGACCUCCAAUUUUAUCAAUACCAAAUCUUGUAAUUUUACUUGGUCAAGUGUUUGGACGUCGUGAUACAGCUGGGCUGCUCGAUCUUAGGGUGGUCAAAGUUCCACUUGAUACAUUAAUCCAAAGGUUAUCGCAUAUUCCUUACGUUGCAAAUUAUCCUCGGCUUACAAGCCAAAUGCACGUGCAAGCUCAAGAUGAUUUGACAGAGGCUGCUUCACAGUUACCACUAAUAAUAAGAGAAAGAGACACAGAAUAUCAAUUUUAUCGCAUCGUUCUGUACGAUCGAUUACUUCAGAUCUACCCAAUUACCAGAGACACUAUAAUUCGCGAAGCUCACAAGGAUAUUCCACCACCAGUAAGGGCUGCAGUUUGGGCGGCUUUACUGGAUGUCACUGGUGACAUUCAAAAACGUUACGAUAUGAUAGACAAGGAGACGCCUACGCACACAGACAGGCAGAUCGAAGUGGAUAUUCCCAGGUGCCAUCAGUACAGCGAGCUCUUAUCGUCCGGCGCCGGUCAUGAAAGACUACAAAGAUUACUAAAAGCCUGGGUUCGAGAUAAUCCUCAUUAUGUGUACUGGCAAGGGCUUGAUUCCCUUACUGCGCCCUUCUUAUUUUUAAAUUUUAAUAAUGAAGCUCGAGCUUUUGCUUGUCUGUCCGCUUUCAUACCAAAGUACCUUCAUAAAUUUUUCUUAAAAGACAAUUCGUCCGUCAUACAGGAGUAUUUGGGAAAAUUUUCUCAAAUCAUAGCGUUCCACGACCCACAGUUGGCGAAUCACUUAAAAUCUAUAAGUUUUGUGCCAGAAUUGUUUGCCAUACCUUGGUUUUUGACUAUGUUUUCACAUGUGUUUCCUAUCCAUAAAAUUUUACAUUUGUGGGAUAAGCUUUUACUGGGAGAUUCGUCAUUCCCGCUGUUUGUCGGCUUGGCCAUAUUGAAACAGUUACGAGAUUCUUUGCUCACAUCAGGAUUCAACGAGUGCAUCUUACUUUUUUCCGAUCUUCCCGAAAUCGACAUAGAACUUUGCGUGAAAGAUUCUAUGUCGAUGUAUCAAAAAACUCCAGAUAGCAUAACGUAUCGGAGACAUCAGUUCAAUCAGGCCCAGGCAACUAAUUGGUCGGAACCGGAACCUGGAACUGAAAAAAUGCCAAGAAUCAGUGUAGACGACUUUUUGAAUCUACUAGACAAUUCUCCAGAUAAAAUAAUUGUGGUUGAUAUUCGCAAUAAUAUCCAAUUCGAAAGAAGUUCCGUGGCCAGGAGUAUAAACAUUCCAUUCACUAGUGUUCAGCUUUCCAAUGUUCAAAUUGAUACUCUUGGACCACAAGCCAAACCUAUUGCGGAGAACAAAGACAGUAUCGUUGUCAUCAUUGGCCCUAGUGAACAAAAUAAUGCUUUGUUUGCAGAUUUUCUGAUGAGCUGUCAAGUGUUUGGAGUUUGUUCAUUGCAAGGCGGAAUUUACGCCCUGCGCUCCAAAGCACCCAAUAUACUGGUUACUGCACGUUGAAUCGUGAAAUCUACUUUUUUAUCAAACAUGUAAAUAAUCCAACGUUGUACAAAAACUGAUGGCAUGUUUUUAUUUGUACUUCCAAUUGUACAUACUAAAAACAAAGAUAAAUUUUUUACCUUUAUCAAUUGUAUCCAUAUGAAUAAUACUUGUGACACAAUACAUGAUGUAAA
This is a messenger RNA of Copidosoma floridanum, 2756 nucleotides long. RefSeq names its product TBC domain-containing protein kinase-like protein. The record is from RefSeq and is a predicted model, not a curated record. NCBI's taxonomy places the organism in Eukaryota, Metazoa, Arthropoda, Insecta, Hymenoptera, Encyrtidae. Gene Ontology annotation, molecular function: ATP binding; protein kinase activity; GTPase activator activity. Gene Ontology annotation, biological process: protein phosphorylation; regulation of GTPase activity.